GGAGAGGAGGGGGAGGCGAGGGCGGGCUCGAGGCCCCGCGUGGCCUGGAGUGGGGCAGGGGGCGGCCCUUCUCCAGGAAUUUCCGGGGAUCGUGUUACGGCGCUGGUCGGGCGGAGCGGAGUGGGACUGCAGGCCCCGCAGCCGACGGGCCCCGCAGCGUCUUUUUUGCGCACACUGACCCCGUGCGGCGGGGCCGCGCCGCGCCCGGGCCUCUGUUAUGGUGGGGCCGCCCCCGCCGCGAGCCGUCGUCGGGUCUCCGCGGCCCCGGGUGAUCGUGGGAGCUCUCCGACCCCGCGUCAUUGUAGGGUCCACGCGGGCCCGGGCCGCCCCCGACGGGACACCCCGCCCCCGCCUGGCUGCCGAGGGGUCUCCCCGACCCCGAGUUGUUUUUGGGGCGCCUCGGGCCCGUGUGGUUGUGGGGUCUCCCCGGCCUCGCGUGAUCGUCUCGUCCCCGUGGCCUGCGGUGGCUGUGGCGUCUCCCAGGCCGCGGGCUCCCGCAGGCUCCCCGUGGCCACGAGUGAUCGUCGGGACCCCCUUGCCGCGCGUGAUUGUGGGGUCUCCACGGGUCCGGGAGGCAGGGGCGGAUCAGACCUCGGCGCCGUCUCGGGGCGCCACGCAAGGUCGCAGGCAAGAUGAACCUCUUGGCGCCGGUGCGGAGGGACCGCGUCCUGGCGGAGCUGCCCCAGUGCCUGAGGAAGGAGGCCGCUUUGCACGUGCACAAAGACUUCCACCCCCGCGUCACUUGCGCCUGCCAGGAGCACCGGACAGGCACCGUGGGAUUUAAGAUCUCCAAGGUGAUUGUUGUAGGGGACCUGUCAGUGGGGAAGACUUGCCUCAUUAAUAGGUUCUGCAAAGACACCUUUGAUAAGAAUUACAAGGCCACCAUCGGAGUGGAUUUUGAGAUGGAACGAUUUGAAGUGUUGGGGGUCCCCUUCAGCCUCCAGCUUUGGGACACCGCUGGACAGGAGAGGUUUAAAUGCAUUGCAUCAACUUACUACCGUGGAGCUCAAGCAAUCAUCAUUGUCUUCAAUCUAAAUGAUGUGGUAUCCCUGGAACAUACCAAGCAGUGGCUUGCUGAUGCUCUCAAGGAGAAUGACCCUUCCAGUGUGCUCCUCUUCCUCGUGGGUUCCAAGAAGGACCUGAGUACACCUGCUCAGUAUGCACUCAUGGAGAAAGAUGCCCUGAAGGUGGCUCAAGAGAUUAAGGCUGAGUACUGGGCAGUCUCAUCUCUCACUGGUGAAAAUGUUCGGGAAUUUUUCUUCCGUGUGGCAGCACUGACCUUUGAGGCCAAUGUUGUGGCUGAGCUGGAAAAAUCAGGGGCCCGGCGCAUUGGGGAUGUUAUCCGCAUCAACAGCGAUGACAGCAACCUCUACCUAACUGCCAGCAGGAAGAAGCCCACAUGCUGCCCCUGAAAGCCAAAAAGAUUGUCCAGAGACUGCAGUCCCUGGGGCACUGUGCCUCCCUAACCUCAGAACUUGGCCUCUGGAUGCUUGCACCUACUUUUUUAAGACCAAAGAGCUGCCCUUGUGGCAGUACCCCUAGAAGGGUGGUUGGGGCCAUGCAAAUCACUUACUGCCCUCAGACAUCAUGCCCAAGACUGAAUGCUCUCCCACCCCCCUGGGGGUUCUCAUGCCAGGGAACAGUGUUUCUGAUGCUUUUGCUCGAAGAUGCCUACUACGAUUCCAGCCUGACACUGUGCCUUAUGCAGUAAAAUCUUUGUUAACACUUC
This is a messenger RNA of Octodon degus (degu), 1729 nucleotides long. RefSeq names its product RAB34, member RAS oncogene family (gene Rab34). Gene Ontology annotation, biological process: endocytosis; phagosome-lysosome fusion. The record is from RefSeq and is a predicted model, not a curated record. The coding region runs from base 633 to 1412 and encodes 259 amino acids. The transcript is spliced from 10 exons. Gene Ontology annotation, molecular function: GTPase activity; GTP binding. Lineage: Eukaryota; Metazoa; Chordata; Mammalia; Rodentia; Octodontidae.